AAUAACAGGUUACAAUGUGGAAAGCUGCGCUGACCUCCCCCCGGAUUCACCUCUAAUGCGAAGCCAUGUUUCGGUCUUUAAGAAGCGUCCAGCAGUUUAACUGCAACCUCCUGACUCUACAGAAACACCAAAUUAACUCUAAACUCCUAAUCUGCACAUCUGGAAUGGCCAACUCGGAGUACAGGAUUGAACGGGACACGUUCGGUGAGCUCAAGGUCCCGGCUGACAGAUACUACGGUGCUCAGACUGUCAGAUCUACCAUGAACUUCAAGAUUGGGGGACCAAGUGAGAGAAUGCCAAUCCAAGUGAUCAAGGCCUUUGGUAUUCUAAAGAAAGCAGCUGCCGAGGUGAACAAGGACUACGGCCUGGACCCAAAGAUAGCAGAUGCCAUCAUCCAGGCUGCAGAUGAGGUUUCAGCUGGUAAACUGGAUGAUCAUUUCCCUCUGGUGGUGUGGCAGACUGGAUCCGGAACUCAAACUAACAUGAACGUCAAUGAGGUGAUCAGCAACCGAGCUAUUGAAAUCCUGGGAGGAAAACUGGGCUCCAAGGAUCCAGUUCAUCCCAAUGACCAUGUUAACAAGAGUCAGAGUUCCAACGACACCUUCCCCACUGCCAUGCACAUUGCUGUGGCAACAGAGGUUCAUCAGGUCCUGCUUCCUGGCCUGCAGACCCUGCAUGGUGCUCUGGCUGCUAAAGCCGAGGAGUUCAAGGAUAUCAUCAAGAUUGGGCGCACACACACUCAAGAUGCUGUACCGCUGUCACUUGGACAGGAGUUUGGUGGUUAUGUCCAGCAGGUGAAGUACAGCAUAGAGAGAGUGAAGGCUGCCAUGCCGCGAGUGUAUGAGCUGGCAGCAGGAGGCACAGCAGUCGGAACAGGACUGAACACCCGUAUUGGCUUUGCUGAAAAAGUUGCCUCGACUGUAGCUUCUCUGACGAGCCUGCCAUUCGUCACAGCUCCCAACAAGUUCGAAGCUCUGGCAGCUCAUGAUGCUCUUGUAGAGCUGAGUGGAGCUCUGAACACGGUGGCUGUCAGCAUGAUGAAGGUUGCCAACGACAUUCGCUUCUUGGGGUCAGGACCCCGCUCUGGCCUUGGAGAGCUCAUCUUACCAGAGAAUGAGCCUGGAAGCAGCAUCAUGCCGGGCAAAGUGAAUCCUACCCAGUGUGAGGCCAUGACCAUGGUGGCAGCCCAGGUGAUGGGCAACCACGUGGCGGUCACCAUCGGGGGCAGCAAUGGUCACUUUGAGCUCAAUGUCUUUAAGCCCAUGAUGGUCAAGAACGUGCUGAACUCUGCACGGCUACUUGGCGACGCAUCCGUCUCCUUCACGAACAACUGCGUGGUGGGCAUCCAGGCCAACACGGAGAGGAUUAACAAGCUCAUGAACGAGUCUCUCAUGCUGGUCACUGCGCUCAAUCCUCACAUCGGAUACGACAAGGCGGCCACCAUUGCCAAGACGGCUCACAAGAAGGGAUCUACACUGAAAGCUGUGGCUGUGGAGCUGGGCUACCUGACCGAAGAGCAGUUUGAUCAGUGGGUCAAGCCAAGUGAAAUGCUGGGGCCAAAAUAAACUGAGAACACUUCAAAACAAAGAAAAUACUGAGUAUUUUCAGUUUAAUCAAAGUUCUUAAUAAUAAAAAAAAAUCUUGAUAAUCCUCCGAUGUCUGGUGCUCAUUACUCAAACUUUAUUAAGACAACUUUGAGUCCAUAUGAUGUAUUAAUGCAUGAAUGUUUAUUAACAGUAACAGCCGUUGCUUAACAUGGUUCAGUUUCCUCACUACUGUCACAAAUUUGUGAUUGUGGCACCAUCACAGCUUAGAUGUUAUCUCAUCCUAGUUGUUUCUACAUGAAUUGCUAUUCCUUGUGUCUUCAGGUUUUCAACUGAUGUGCCAUUUCUUCAAUGUUCCAGCUUAUUGAAAUGUUUCAAUUAAAAGUAAAAGCCUUCUGA
Molecule: messenger RNA, 1943 nt
Organism: Melanotaenia boesemani (Boeseman's rainbowfish)
Lineage: Eukaryota; Metazoa; Chordata; Actinopteri; Atheriniformes; Melanotaeniidae
Gene: fh
Product: fumarate hydratase
Exons: 1
Coding region: 66-1565 (499 amino acids)
Biological process (GO): malate metabolic process; tricarboxylic acid cycle; fumarate metabolic process
Cellular component (GO): mitochondrion; tricarboxylic acid cycle heteromeric enzyme complex
Molecular function (GO): fumarate hydratase activity
Source: RefSeq, a predicted model, not a curated record